AUGGAUUUUUGUUGUAAAAGAAACGGAUACGAUCUUUCUCGAGAAUAUGGUAGAAUGGAAGAAGGAUUGGAAUUGCAACAAGUGACAUGGAAAUCAUGCAGUACGGUAUUACCCAAUUUAUGUAAUGAAAUAGACAAGGAUGAAAUAUUGGUUGAACUUGAUGAAGGAGAAGAUUUUUCUGAAAUAAUUUCAAUAGGAUCUUGUGGAACAAACAGUUAUACUGAACUAUUUGAUAGUUAUCUAGUUUGCGAAGAAGACCGAAGUGACUCCACUAUUAACGAACUAGAUUCAAAAAGAGAUGAUGUCCCUGCUGUUUCUACAAUAUUUAACAAAGAAGGCCUUCCAACUAUUAAUAUUUCACCGCCAGCUCCAGAGGAUAGAAGCAUGGCCUGUUUUCAAUCUCGACUAGGAGAUAAAUCACAUUUAACGGUUCCUCCAAAACCAAUCAAAGGUGAUUAUUACGGUAAGAGGUUUUGGGUAAAAUGUGAUAAAAUGUUAACUAAUACUGUUCCUUCGUGUAUUUCGAAGGAUUUGGUUAUACCGAAUGAAAAUAUUAUCCUAUUAUUACAAGAAGAAGAGUUUAAAGUUUGUAAUAUCAAUCGCACCCACUAUACAAGAGGCGCCAAUAGCCCCUUUACUAAGAUAUAUUCAAAGUUUUGCUACAUGCAUAACAAGCAAUUCAACAAGAAUAUACCUUACAGGACUGAAUUUUUAAGGUAUUCUCAAGACCAGAGGGGAGAUAUCAACUUGUAUUCAAAAUGCGGUCUCUGCCCUUUUUGUCCGAGCAUUGUGUUUAAGAAUAUGGAGACUAUUGAUUAUUACGAUCAUUUAUCUCUACUUCAUGGAAUUACUAGACAUAAUCUGUUAGUACCAAAUCCACGUUAUUUCGGCCUUUAUAAAUUUGUCAAAGAUGGCGUGGUUUAUCACCACCAAGGAGUUACAUGCACGAUUUGCGGCGAUGUUCUUAAAAUUAAUAAUUCGAAAUCACUAUAUAAUUAUAUGAAGCAUUAUAGAGAUAAACAUUCUUAA
Molecule: messenger RNA, 1029 nt
Organism: Debaryomyces tyrocola
Lineage: Eukaryota; Fungi; Ascomycota; Pichiomycetes; Serinales; Debaryomycetaceae
Source: the annotation of a GenBank genome assembly